AUGAAAGUUUCUACUAUUUUUGCUGCUGCAAGUGCAUUAUUUGCUGCUACCACUACUAUGGCUCAAGAUGUUGCUUGUUUAAUUAAUAAUCAACAAGUUGCUGUUGUUGAUUUAGAUACUGGUGUUUGUCCAUUCACUAUACCAGAUUCAUUAGCUGCUUUUUUCACUUUUGUUUCCCUUGAAGAAUAUAAUGUUCAAUUUUAUUAUACUAUUGUUAAUAAUGUUAGAUAUAAUACUGAUAUUCGUAAUGCUGGUAAAGUGAUUAAUGUUCCAGCUCGUUCUUUAUAUGGUGUUGGAGCAGUUCCAUAUUUCCAAGUUCAUUUAGAAAAACAAUUAUCAGCUAAUUCAACUACUGCUAUUAGAAGAAGAUUAAUGGGUGAAACUCCAAUUGUUAAAAGAGAUGAAAUUGAUGAUUUUAUUGCUUCUAUUGAAAACACUGAAGGUACUGCUAUUCCAGGUGGUGACACUACUCUUCAAGUUGUUGAUUAUGUUCCAGGAUCAAGUUCCAGUUCUGGUUCUGGUUCUGGUUCUGGUUCUAGUACUGAUUCUGGUUCUGGUUCUGGUACUGGUUCUGAAUCUGCUACUAUUAGAUCUACUACUGUUGUUUCAUCAAGUUCUUGUGAAAGUAGUGGUGCUCAUACUGAUGGUGCUGGAUCCACUGUUACUGAAGAUAACACUGUUGUUGUCACUAUCACUUCUUGUCAUAAUGAUGCUUGUCAUGCUACCACUGUUCCAGCUACUGUUAGUACUGGAGUUACUACUAUCCAUGGUACUGAAACCGUUUACACUACUUAUUGUCCAUUAAGUUCUUAUGAAAGUGUUGAAUCUACUAAAGUCAUCACCAUUACUUCAUGUAGCGAAAACAAAUGUCAUCCAGCCACUGUUGAAGCAAUCCCAUCAACUGUUACUACUGUUACUCAAGGGGUUGUUACUGAAUACAUUACUUAUUGUCCAGUUUCUUCAGUUGAAACUGCUACUCCAACUAAAGUUAUCACUGUUGUUGCUUGUAAUGAAAAUAAAUGUCAUGAAACUACUGCUAUUGCUACUCCAACUGAAGUUUCUACUGAAGUUGAAGGUACUAGUACUAAUUAUAUUACUUAUAAACCAACUGGUUCUGGUCCAACUCAAGGUGAAACUUUUGCUACUAAUGCCAUCACUUCUGAAGGUACUGUUUAUGUUCCAAAAACUACUGCUGUCACCACUCAUGGUUCCACUUUUGAAACUGUUGCUUAUAUUACUGUUAGUAAAGCUACUCCAGCUAAAGGUGGUAACCAACCUGGUGGUUCUCAAGCUACUGCUACUCCUGUUCCUGGUGCUCCUGGUGCUCCAGGUGCUCAAGCAGGAUCUGGAAACAAAGCUACUGUUGAAGCUCAAGCCACUCAAGGUGCCUUUACUCCUGAAAAUGCUGGUGGGGCUAAUGGCGAGCAAGUCGCUGUUUCUGCUAAAACCACAAUUUCUCAAACCACUGUUGCUAAAGCUUCUGGUUCUGGUAAAGCUGCCAUUAGUACUUUUGAAGCUGCCGCUGCAUCAGCUGGUGCAUCAAUCUUGGCUUUAGCUUUGAUUCCAUUAGCUUACUUCAUUUAA
Molecule: messenger RNA, 1584 nt
Organism: Candida dubliniensis CD36
Lineage: Eukaryota; Fungi; Ascomycota; Pichiomycetes; Serinales; Debaryomycetaceae
Gene: YWP1
Product: Ywp1p
Exons: 1
Coding region: 1-1584 (527 amino acids)
Source: RefSeq, a predicted model, not a curated record